AAUUAAAUUAAUAAAUAUUAAAUAACUGUAAAUAAACCUAUGACUGAGUGCGCAAUUUGAGACCGUCAACCUAAAAAAAGGAGUUAAACUCAAUUUAGACAACGUAAAUUGCCCUUAGGAUAGAGCGCCGCCGCCAGCUAACGAUCUCCGUGCAGAUAACGGACCGCUCAUUUGCAUACGACGCAAGGGGAACGUAAAGGGAGGCAGGCUGGCUGCCACCUCAAAAGAGCCUGCGCUCCCCAGCCGUCCCACGGAGGGACGGACGUAUACAGAGCAAGAGGUCGCUCCUCUCCGGAUCUUCCAAGCUUCAGAGUCACAGCCACUGUUAUCUUCACCGUUUUUAUGUUUAUUUCCAAAGGAGUGAACUUAAGCAUCCUUCAUUUAUGUGCUUAGCAACGGGAUCAUUCGUUUUUAUCCAACGGCUUGCAGACAUUGUGGUUAUUAAGUGGUUCAGAAAACGUCAGAAGAUGAGGAUCAAGCGCGACCGCUGGAGGAUGUACAAGGGUGUGAGCGUCAUGUUCUUCCUGGCCGUGGUGGCGCUGACCGUGGUCCAGAGGGGCACCAUCAGUGGCGGGGAGCCCUUCCAGCUGGAGAGGAGGCAGGCCCGGCCGGACGUCGGCGCCGCCGCCGCCGCGGGCCCACCCCGGGGCUCCUCCCAGGGCAUGAACAGCUUCUGGAAGGCCCACCGGCAAGAGCCGUCGCCUGAGCCCCCGCCCACCCCCGCCGCCCCCGAGGAGCCUCUCCUCCCCCAGGGUCAGAGCCCCGCCACCUGGGACGUCACCGCCUCCAACUGCACCCCCAACCACAACAUCUCCGGCCAGGACUGGUUCAAGGGCCUGCAGGGGAACUUCCAGGAGUUCCUCACGUACCGCCACUGCCGCUACUUCCCGAUGCUCAUCAACCACCCGGAGAAGUGCAGCGGGCGCACCCACCUGCUGAUGGUGGUGAAGUCGGUGGUCACGCAGCACGACCGCCGCGAGGUCAUCCGCAGGACGUGGGGCAAGGAGCGGGCGGUGCGGGGCAAGCGGGUGAAGACCCUGUUCCUCCUGGGGAAGCCCUCCAACGAGGAGGAGCGCGCCAACCACCAGAAGCUGCUGGAGUUCGAGGACUACAUCUACGGGGACAUCCUCCAGUGGGACUUCCUGGACAGCUUCUUCAACCUGACGCUGAAGGAGACCCACUUCCUCAAGUGGUUCGACACGUACUGCGGCCAGGUGCGCUACAUCUUCAAGGGGGACGACGACGUGUUUGUGAGCGUGGACAACAUCCUGGAGUACCUGGAGGGCAGCGGGCACGCCAAGGGGCUGCUGGUGGGCGACGUGCUGUUCAAGGCCAAGCCCAUCCGGAGGAAGAGCAACAAGUACUACAUCCCCGAGGCGCUGUACAACAAGACCUUCUACCCGCCGUACGCCGGCGGCGGGGGCUUUGUGAUGGACGGCCCCCUGGUGAGAAGGCUCCACUGGGCCUCGGAGACCCUGGAGCUGUUCCCCAUCGACGACGUCUUCCUGGGCAUGUGCCUGGAGGUGCUGCAGGUGACGCCCGUCAAGCACGACGCCUUCAAGACGUUCGGCCUGGUGAAAAACAAGACCAGCAAGCUGAACAAAGAGCCCUGUUUCUUUAAGGGCAUGAUCGUGGUGCACAAGCUGCUGCCAGCAGAGCUGCUGCGCAUGUGGAAUUUGGUCAACAGUGACCUGGUCUGCUCGCGGAAAGUGGGGAUCUUAUAGCCAGCGGGAAGGGCUCCGAGAGACGGAGCGAGACGAGACUUGAACCGGGACCCGGGAGGAGGAGGUGAUGAGGGAUGGAGAGAGGAUGCAAAUGUUACUCUUCAGUUUCCUGGAAAGAAAGAACAUUUUUGAGAACAUGAAAGUGCAUCUUAGUUGUUGUGAUCUAGUGGCAUCCACUGCAUUCAGAGUAAAUAAUAAUAAUGUUGAUAAUAACAAUAUUGAGUUUUGUAAAUAUACAUAUAUAUCUUUUUUUUUUGCAUUUCUUUUUGCAUUUUUUUGAAGGACUCUGAAAACGUUUUCCUGAGGCAAAACGUUGUACCAGGACCACUCUCUGUGGAUUAUUGACACAAAACCCUCCUUCUAAGCUGCUCCACAAGAUGUUGGGACUUUUGCAGCGCCUUGCACAUAGCCUUGAAUUCAGACUCGACUCUCACCGGUGAAGGGAAAUGGCCUCGGUUGCAAAAGAAGAAAAUCAUUACCGUCUCUCUACCUACCUCGUGUUUCUACCAGUCUUGGGUUUUGGAAGUGGAGACCUGGUAAACAUUAACACACUAUACAAUUCGGUCAGAUACACACUCUUCACAUUCACACUAUGUAAUCAAGGUUAUAGUGAUUUUAUUUCUGUUGGUCAUCAUUGCACUUCUUUUAACCUUAAGAAAUACGACUUGAUAUUGACAUUGAGUGACAGACGUUGGAUUUAUGUUCAAAUGUGUUUGCUGUCCACAGAUUUGUAUUUUUUUGCUGAUAUACUUGACAUGAAACUAGGAAUAGGGUUGACAAUGAAACUGUGAAUUAAAAACUACUGCUGGUACUUUUUGGAUGACUUGCUAAUUUAAACAACCCCUAGUAAUGGAACAGGGUGGUUGCGGGGGGGGGGUUAAUAUUUAAUUUAAUGUGGGCAACGGAACUGAUGCAGUCUUCAGUGAUUAGAGUCAAGCGUUUAGGGGGGGGGAUGAGUAGACUGAACAAUGUAAAUACGGUAAAAGGAGAAUCAAACUGUACAAAGAAUCCUGUUUGUAAAUAAACCUUCAAAAAUCA
Messenger RNA from Gadus morhua (Atlantic cod), 2762 nucleotides. RefSeq names its product UDP-GlcNAc:betaGal beta-1,3-N-acetylglucosaminyltransferase 7 (gene b3gnt7). Lineage: Eukaryota; Metazoa; Chordata; Actinopteri; Gadiformes; Gadidae. Gene Ontology annotation, molecular function: hexosyltransferase activity; UDP-glycosyltransferase activity. The record is from RefSeq and is a predicted model, not a curated record. Gene Ontology annotation, cellular component: Golgi membrane. The transcript has 2 exons. Gene Ontology annotation, biological process: poly-N-acetyllactosamine biosynthetic process; protein O-linked glycosylation. Bases 384 to 1724 code for a protein of 446 amino acids.